This is a messenger RNA of Pipistrellus nathusii (Nathusius's pipistrelle), 1401 nucleotides long. The record is from the annotation of a GenBank genome assembly. NCBI's taxonomy places the organism in Eukaryota, Metazoa, Chordata, Mammalia, Chiroptera, Vespertilionidae.
AUGGGGGAGUCUAUCCCGCUGGCGGCCCCGGUCCCGGUGGAACAGGCUGUGCUGGAGACGUUCUUCUCUCACCUGGGCGUCUUCUCUUACGACAAGGCCAAGGACAAUGUGGAGAAGGAGCGAGAGGCCAACAAGAGCGCGGGGGGCAGCUGGCUGUCGCUGCUGGCAGCCUUGGCCCACCUGGCCGCAGCCGAGAAGGUCUAUCACGGCCUCACCUACCUGGGGCAGAAACUAGGGGGCCAGUCUUUCUUCAGCAGGAAGGACUCCAUCCGCACUAUCUAUACUUCCCUGCAUAACGAGCUGAAGAAGGUGGUGACGGGCCGUGGCAGCCUGGGAGGGACCGCUCCUCACGUGGAAGAACUCCUUUCCCACCUGUCAGAGCAGCUCUGCUUCUUCGUUCAGGCGCGGAUGGAGAUUGCGGACUUCUAUGAGAAGAUGUACACCCUCAGCACACAGAAGUUCAUCAAUGCUGAAGAGCUCGUUGGCCUUUUAGACACCAUCCUCAAGAAAUACAGCUCCAGAUUUCACCACCCAAUCCUCAGCCCCUUGGAGAGCAGUUUCCAGCUGGAAGUCGAUGUCCUGAGUCAUCUCCUGAAAGCCCAGGCUCAGAUCUCAGAGUGGAAGUUCCUGCCGUCUCUGGUUAACUUGCACAGUGCUCACACCAAGCUGCAGACCUGGGGCCAGAUCUUUGAGAAGCAGCGGGAGACCAAGAAACACCUGUUCGGAGGGCAGUCUCAGAAGGCUGUUCAGCCCCCACACCUUUUCCUUUGGCUGAUGAAACUCAAAAACAUGCUUCUUGCCAAAUUUAGUUUCUACUUUCACGAGGCACUGAGCCGGCAAACGACUGCUUCAGAAAUGAAAACGUUGACUGCGAAAGCCAACCCGGACCUGUUUGGGAAGAUUUCCAGCUUCAUCAGGAAAUACGACGCCGCCAACGUGUCUCUAAUCUUCGAUAACCGAGGGUCUGAGAGCUUUCAGGGUCACGGCUAUCACCACCCCCAUUCCUACAGAGAGGCCCCCAAGGGUGUGGACCAGUAUCCCGCUGUCGUGUCCCUGCCCAGCGACAGGCCUGUCAUGCACUGGCCCAACGUCAUCAUGAUCAUGACGGACCGCGCCUCCGACCUGAACAGCCUGGAGAAAGUGGUUCACUUCUACGACGACAAAGUGCAGAGCACCUACUUCCUAACCCGCCCGGAACCCCACUUCACCAUUGUCGUCAUUUUUGAGUCAAAGAAAUCUGAGAGAGACUCCCACUUUAUCUCCUUCCUCAAUGAGCUCUCCCUGGCCCUGAAGAACCCCAAGGUUUUUGCAAGUCUGAAACCUGGAUCCAAAGAAUCAAACCUGGACCCUUUCACUGAGCCAAGCCUGAAUAAUUCUAAGCUGCUUCUCCAGAGGAAAUGA